AUGGAGGGGUUGAAGAAGGAGCAGGUAGAGGAUGUUGGAGGAGCUCAAGUGUUGGCACCUGGCAAGUCUGCUGGGGCUGAAAUUGAUUACAAGUACGCCCUCAUCGGCACCGGGCUAGGCGUCGCCAUCUCUGCUGGCUUCCUGGCCCUGAAGAUCUGCAUGAUCCGGAAGAACUUGUUCGAUGACUCUUCUUCAGAGCUGAGAAACAUACAGCAGGUCUCCAAUGACACCAUCCCGCUAAAGAAGAGAGACCAAAGGUAAGGUUGCUGCCGAUGUG
Molecule: messenger RNA, 277 nt
Organism: Otolemur garnettii (small-eared galago)
Lineage: Eukaryota; Metazoa; Chordata; Mammalia; Primates; Galagidae
Gene: TMEM273
Product: chromosome unknown C10orf128 homolog
Exons: 4
Coding region: 1-261 (86 amino acids)
Source: RefSeq, a predicted model, not a curated record